Gracilinanus agilis (Agile Gracile Mouse Opossum) is the source of this 1283-nucleotide messenger RNA. RefSeq names its product complement C5a receptor 1 (gene C5AR1). Gene Ontology annotation, cellular component: plasma membrane. Gene Ontology annotation, molecular function: complement component C5a receptor activity; G protein-coupled receptor activity. The transcript is spliced from 2 exons. Lineage: Eukaryota; Metazoa; Chordata; Mammalia; Didelphimorphia; Didelphidae. The record is from RefSeq and is a predicted model, not a curated record. Bases 1 to 1080 code for a protein of 359 amino acids. Gene Ontology annotation, biological process: chemotaxis; complement receptor mediated signaling pathway; inflammatory response.
AUGACUUUGGCCAACGACAAUCUAGCCUACGAUUUCAAGGACUUCCAGGAAGAGAUAAGUACCGAGUAUUUCAGUAGAGACUACUCAGAUUAUGAUAACUCCACCGAUUAUACCCCUGUGGAUGGGGCCAAGAGAUAUACAGCUUACCAGAUAGUCUCCCUCCUGGUCUUUUUUGUGGUCUUCCUCUUGGGGGUGCCAGGCAACGCUCUGGUAAUCUGGGUGACAAGACUGGAGAGCCACAAGGUGGUGAAUGCCGUCUGGUUCCAGAACUUGGCUACUGCCGACCUCUUCUGCUGCCUGGUGCUCCCGCUCUUGGCCGUCCCCAUCAUCCAGCACGACCGAUGGCCCUUCGACAACGUCUCCUGCCGCCUGCUGUCUUGCGUGAUCCUGCUCAAUCUGUACACCAGCGUCCUGCUGCUCACGCUCAUCAGCCUGGACCGCUGCAUGCUCGUUAUGAAACCCAUCUGGUGCCAGAACCACCGAAACGUGACCUUGGCCAAGGUGGCCUGCGGAGUGGUUUGGGCGCUGGCCCUGGUGCUGACCAUUCCCGCCAUGAUUUACCGCACGCUCAAGGAGGAUCUCCCGGGCCACUGGGAGUGCGUGGUGGACUUCGAGGGGAAAUGGCAGGUGGAGGUGGGCAUAGCGGUCUCGCGCUUCCUGUUUAGCUUCGUCGGUCCCCUCCUCAUCAUCUCCAUCUGCUACGUCCUUCUGCUCAACCGACUGUGGAGCCGCCAGGCCACUCGCUCGCAUAAGACCAUCAAGGUGGUGGUGGCUGUGGUGGUGGGCUUCUUCUUCUGCUGGACCCCCUACCAGAUAGUGGGGCUCCUCAUAGCUGUGAGCUCCAAGGGCUCCAGCGUCUACAGAUGGAUGCAGCAUUUCGACAGCUUGACCAUCGCUUUGGCUUAUGUGAACAGCUGCAUCAACCCAGUCAUCUACGUGGUCGCUGGUCAUGGCAUCAAGGACCGCAUGGCGCGCUACUCCAUAUACUCCCUGCUCCAGAAGGUGCUCACUGAGGACUCUGUAGGGCGAGAAAGCAAGUCCUUUACCCGAUCCACGGCGGUUUCCGAGGAGCAUGUGUGAAGGUGGCCUCCUGUGGGCGCCCAGGAGCUCCGAGGGAGCCACCUGGAGGAACGAUCGAGUUUAAACUGUGGAGGAUUCCGGAGUCUUCCUCUUCCUCUCCUAAAUCACUGGCUUCCCUGAGCCUCCCGCUACAGGACGAGCUUCUUGAGGGCUGGGUCUGUCUUGCCUUUGUUUGCAUUCUCAGUGUUUAUCAAUAAAGGAGA